CGCACUUACUUGCUACGUGUUUACUAUCUAGUUUAUGCGAACUACUUGGGUUAGGAGCGAAUCGUCUAGAUUAGUUAGACCGAUCAUCGAAAUUCCUUCUUCGUCCUCUUCGGACUCCGAACCCAUAGAAGUUAGCGAACCGAUAGUAAACAUGGCGUUGUCUCUUAAAGACCGCUGUUACCCGUCCCGUUCUGCUCAACCAUCGUGUAUCACCCUUCCUCCCGUUAAUGGGAAUAAUUUCGAGAUUAAGGCACAUCACAUUAGCAUGUUGCCUAAGUUUUUAGGGAGUGAAGGUGAGGAUCCAUAUCUCUUUAUUCAAGAAUUUGAGGAGGUUUGCGGUUUGCAAAAACUCCAACAAUUGAGCGAAGAUUCCAUUCGGCUUAGACUAAUCAACUUUGCUUUAAAAGAAAAUGCUAAAAAAUGGUUGUAUAGUCUUCCCGUCAAUUCUAUUUCCACUUGGGAGGGCUUUGUGGUAAUGUUUCUUAAAAAGUAUUUUCCAAACCACAAAACGACUCGAAUUACAAAUGAAAUAAAUCAAUUCCAUCAAAGGGAAAAUGAGUCUUUUUGGAAAUUCUUUGAUCGUUUCAAAAAUCUUUUAUCACAAUGCCCCCACCAUGGAAUAGAGAAAUGGAGACUUUGUAAGAUUGUGUACGAGGCCUUAGAUAGUCAAACAACCGCUUUGUUAGAAUCUAUGUGCCAAGGCAAAUUCAUGGAAAAAGAUGAGGACCAAGGGUGGGAAUUUUUCGAGGACUUAGCCGAGAAAACAAUGUUAUGGGAGUCUACUAGGGAACCUAAAAAGUCGAUCGAGGCGUCUAGCGCUAGGGGUUUGCACUCGAUAGGAAACAAUGUGGCAACCGAUGCCAAAUUAGCAACCCUUACUAAGAGACUCGAAGCUUUAGAGUCUCAUAGUGGCCCCUCAUCUUUGCCUAUGUUCCCGAACUAUGAUGCUCCCCAUCCCGAGAUCCAACAAUCUCACGAUUUUGAGCAAGUGAACGCGAUGUUCCAACCUAAGCCGAGAAACGAUCCUUUUGCACCAACUUACAACCCCGGGUGGAAGAAUCACCCGAAUUUCUCGUGGAACCAAGGGCAAAACUUUCAAACUCCACAACCUAAUUUUCCUAGGCCCAAUCCCAAUUCUUUUCCGAAUUAUCAAAACCCAAGUCAAGCUCCGUUAAAUCCUCCCGGUUUUAAUGAUUCAGAUAAGAGACUCAAUUCCCUAGAAAAGAGCAUAGAGGCCUUAGUGAAAUCGCAAACUAACUUGACCCAAUCCCAACAAACCUUCAUGCAAACUUUAACUCAAGAUAGGCAACUUUUGCAUUCUAAUGUGCAAGCCGUCUCUAAGUUAGAGUCCCAAUUGAGUCAAUUAGCGAACACGUUGUGUGAACGAGAAAAGAACAAAUUCCCUAGUCAACCGGAGCCGAACCUAAAAUUUCCACUUAAUCAAAGACCCCCGGAUAAUGUGCAUUCGGUCAUUUCUCUUAGGUCGGGUAAACAAGUAGAGACCCACGUUGGUGAGAACCUUGGUAAGAAAGGGGAUUCGACUUCUAACCCAAGUCCACCCCGCACUACCAUUAAUCAUGACAAACCCGAGAGUUCAAAAGCCCGUGAGGAGUCGAGUGACCCAAACCCGGAACCCGAGUUGCAAGGUGAAGUAGUCUAUAAACCGAGAGUCCCUUACCCACAAAGACUUAUUUCACCUAAGCAAUCGGCUCAAAUGGAGAAGAUUUUGGAAGUGUUUAAGCAAGUCAAGGUCAACAUACCCCUUUUAGAUGCAAUUCAACAAAUUCCCUCAUAUGCUAAGUGUCUUAAGGAGUUAUGUACCCAUAAGAGAACUAACCAUGUUCCUAAGAAAGCUUUCCUUACCUCUCACAUUAGUUCGAUUCUCUCAAACCAAAUUCCCGUGAAAUACAAGGACCCCGGUUGUCCUACAAUUUCAUGUGUCAUAGGAGAAACUUUUGUGGAUAAGGCGUUACUUGAUUUAGGGGCUAGUGUUAAUCUCCUUCCAUAUUCUGUCUACCAAGCUUUAGGCUUAGGGGAGCUCCGACAAACCAAUGUCACACUUCAAUUAGCCGAUCGAUCCGUGAAAAUUCCUAAGGGAAUGAUCGAGGAUGUGCUAAUUAAAGUAGGUGACUUCGUGUUUCCCGUAGAUUUUGUCGUCCUAGAGACCGAGCCGGUUAGGAACCCGAAGAAUCAAAUUCCCAUAAUCCUAGGACGACCCUUUUUAGCUACAUCCAACGCGUUGAUUAAUUGUAGGAACGGCUUAAUGAAGCUAACAUUUGGUAACAUGACAAUCGACCUCAACAUUUUUCAUGUGGGGAAACAAUCCGAUGAUUUCUAUGAUCAACCUAUGGACGUUAAUCUAAUUGAUGAAAUAGUUGAUCAAGAUCUCAUGAAUCCUAAGGAUGCACUUGAAUUUUGCUUAAAACAUUUUGGAGAGGAUUGGGAUGUUUCCGACUACACACAUGAGGUCAACCAAAUGUUAGAAUCCACCAUUCCUACAACAAGUCAAGAGCGUGAUGUUGAACCCGAGCAUUUGCCUUUACCUAAGAAAUCCGUUGAGUCACAACCGCCGGAAGUAGAACUCAAACCUCUUCCCGACACUCUUAAGUAUGAUUUUCUAGGUCCUAACGAGUCAUAUCCCGUUAUCAUUGCCUCUAAUUUGACUACGUCACAAGAGGAAGAACUUUUAGGAACCCUUAGAAAGCAUAAGGGAGCGAUAGGGUGGAGCAUCUCGGACAUUAAAGGAAUUAGCCCGGCGAUUGUCCAACAUAGAAUUCAUUUGGUAGAAGAUGCAAAGCCCGUGAGAGAACCUCAAAGGAGGUUGAAUCCUCCCAUGAUGGAGGUAGUUAAGAAAGAGAUUCUUAAGUGCUUAGACAAUGGGAUUAUUUAUCCCAUUUCCGAUAGUAAGUGGGUGAGUCCCGUCCAUGUAGUGCCUAAGAAGUCGGGCAUUACUUUGGUGACAAAUGAGAACAAUGAGCAAGUUCCAACGCGUGGAAUCGUUUUAGGACACAAAAUUUCUGAAAAAGGGAUCGAAGUAGACAAGGCUAAGGUUGACCUAAUUGCUAAUCUCCCUCCUCCCAAGUCCGUUAAGGAAAUUCGUUCUUUCCUUGGACAUGCGGGAUUUUAUCGUAGAUUUAUUCAAGAUUUUAGCAAAAAGGCCCGACCUUUGACCAACCUUCUAGCUAAGGAUGUCAAAUUCGAGUUCACAAGCGAGUGUGUUCAUUCCUUCGAAGACCUUAAGAGAGAAUUGACUUCGGCCCCGAUCAUGAAGUCUCCCGAUUGGAGCCAACCUUUCGAGCUUAUGUGUGACGCAUCCGAUUAUGCGAUAGGAGCGGUUUUAGGACAACGAAUAGAUAAGAGGCCUCAUGUCAUUUACUAUGCUAGUAAGACCUUAAAUGAUGCGCAACUCAAUUACUCUACCACCGAGAAGGAACUUCUAGCCGUAGUCUUUGCCUUAGAAAAAUUUCGCUCUUAUCUUAUCGGGUCCAAAAUCAUUGUUUACACCGACCAUGCCGCUCUUAAGUACCUUUUCUCUAAAAAAGACUCAAAAGCCCGCUUAAUUAGAUGGAUUUUGUUGCUCCAAGAGUUUGACUUAGAGAUUAGGGAUAAGAAAGGGUGCGAGAAUGUCGUCGCCGAUCAUCUCUCUCGAUUAGUGGUUGAAUCCACUAACGAUUUGCCCUUACGCGAAUCCUUUCCCGACGAACACCUUCUCUCGAUUUCCACUCUCCCUUGGUUCGCCGACAUAGUCAAUUACCUAGCAACCGGUGACAUUCCCUCGACAUGGUCCAAAAAUGAUAAAGCCAAGUUCUUUUCUCAAGUGAACCAUUUCUUUUGGGACGACCCGUAUCUCUUUAAACAUUGUCCCGAUCAAAUCAUUAGGAGGUGUGUCCCAAAUAGUGAGUUUCAUAGCAUCCUCUCGUUUUGUCACGAUCAAGCAUGUGGAGGUCAUUUUAGUGCGAAAAAGACCGCCGCUAAAAUCCUCCAAUGCGGUUUUUAUUGGCCCACUUUGUUUAAGGAUGCCGCCGAGUAUUGUUCUGCAUGUAGUAGGUGUCAACAUCUAGGAAGAAUCACUAGGAGGAACAUGAUGCCUAUGAGCCCAAUCCUUGUUAUAAAGCUCUUUGAUGUGUGGGGCAUAGAUUUCAUGGGCCCAUUUCCUAGUUCGUUUGGCCACCUUUACAUCCUUCUCGCGGUUGAUUACGUUUCUAAGUGGGUAGAAGCCAUCCCGACCCGGUCUAAUGACAACAAAGUUGUCCUUCGCUUCCUUAAAGAGAAUAUCUUUUCUCGAUUUGGUACACCUAGGGCUAUCAUUAGUGACCAAGGGACACAUUUCAAGAACCGUCAAUUCGAGUCUCUUCUUAAGAAGUACUCCAUCACUCAUAGGCUUGCUACCCCUUAUCAUCCUCAAACUAGUGGCCAAGUAGAGGUGUCAAACCGGCAAAUUAAGCAAAUCUUAGAAAAGACGGUCAACUCGAAUAGGAAGGAUUGGUCAACCAAAUUGAUAGAUGCCUUAUGGGCCUAUCGGACCGCCUUUAAGACCGUCUUAGGAAUGUCUCCUUAUAGACUCGUGUAUGGUAAAGCUUGCCAUUUGCCGGUAGAGUUAGAGCAUAGGGCCAUGUGGGCCAUUAGAGAAUUGAACUUCGAUUUACCCACCGCCGGUAGUCAUCGGAAGUUACAAUUGACCGAGUUGGACGAACUUAGGAAUGAUGCCUACGAAAAUGCUAAAAUUUACAAAGAGAGAACCAAGGCCUUCCAUGAUAAGACUAUUUUAAGAAAAUCCUUUUCUCCCGGCCAAAAAGUUCUUCUCUACAACUCUAGGCUUCAUUUGUUUCCCGGUAAGUUGCGUUCUAGAUGGGAUGGUCCUUACAUUGUUCAAGUUGUGUUUCCUCACGGUGCUGUUGAAAUUCAGGAUCCUAAAAAUGGUAAUGUUUUCAAAGUUAAUGGUCAACGUCUUAAACCAUUUUUAGAAUUGCCUAUUGAUUCGGAGGAAGAGGUCAUCCACCUCAUCGACCCUUGAUCAUGUAAUUUGCUUCAGUAGUUAAUAAAAAUCCCUUCAUCUCCUAUUCAGGUAUUAUUCCUCUUUACUCUCUCAUUUCAAUUCUCUCUUUUGCAUACAUUGAGGACAAUGCAUGAUUUAGGUAUGGGGAGGGCUUUAGUGUAAUUAUUAAAAAAUGAAAAUCCCUAAAAAAUGAAAAAUUAGAAAAUCCAAAAAUAGAGAUGUUUUAGCUAAGUUGUCUUUCCCUCACUCGAACUUUAGGAGUAGUUGGUGUUUAGCAUGUUUUCGAAAAGUAUAUACAUGUAGUGUCUUUUAGAUAAUUUGAACGUAGUUGAGUAAGGUUGUCUUUUUGAAGCUUGUAUCGACCGAUUUGUACUCUAAAUUCCAAGAUGGCACACACUUUGCACGAGACUUUUGAUGGAGAGAUUGCCUAGUGAUAUUAUUCGAUACCUGAGAGAGAACCCACAUGUUGAAACAACGUCGAAUCGAACCUUUGCGAAUAAAAAAAAAAGAAAAAAAGAAAAAAAAAGAGAUAGAAAAAGAAAAGGAAUAACUACUUCAAUACCCAUUGUUCUUUAUAGAUAAAAUCUUUAGAUAAAUGGGCAAAAGUAGAUUGGCUAGUCUCGUUUUGUGGCCUUUGUUACUCGAGCAAUUAAGUCCGUCGGGGGAUUUCAAAACCUAGUGCCCUAAGACCGUUUGGUUUGGGAGUCACUGACCUAAAGCUCGCUACAUGGGUAACAUUGUUUGCCUAAGAAA
Messenger RNA from Daucus carota subsp. sativus, 5749 nucleotides. RefSeq lists its product as uncharacterized. Gene Ontology annotation, molecular function: nucleic acid binding. The coding region runs from base 35 to 5014 and encodes 1659 amino acids. The transcript has 2 exons. Gene Ontology annotation, biological process: DNA integration. The record is from RefSeq and is a predicted model, not a curated record. NCBI's taxonomy places the organism in Eukaryota, Viridiplantae, Streptophyta, Magnoliopsida, Apiales, Apiaceae.